Amblyraja radiata (thorny skate) is the source of this 2340-nucleotide messenger RNA. RefSeq lists its product as uncharacterized. The coding region runs from base 177 to 2072 and encodes 631 amino acids. The record is from RefSeq and is a predicted model, not a curated record. Lineage: Eukaryota; Metazoa; Chordata; Chondrichthyes; Rajiformes; Rajidae. The transcript is spliced from 7 exons.
UUGGAGUCUCCUUGGAAACCAAAAGAAACACAAAUUCAUUAGCCAGGGGCUCGAACAUAGAAACCAGGAGAGAUACAAAUGCCAAGAUUACCAUCGAGAGAUCCACAUAGAUCCUCAGAGGGAAGUGUGGAGUGACAAGCAACACUAGACUAGUUCAAAAGAAGUUGGGAGACAUUAUGCCGGUCCUAUCAUCUUUGAUUUUUACGGGGAGCUCAAGUUUUCUACUUAGAGAUAUGAAAGAAAGGAAUCUAACCUUUGUUCUGGACACAUCUGUGAGUAUGCAUCCCAUCUUGGACGCAUUAAAGCGCCAUCUGAAACAGGCUUUGUUUGAACUGGCUUACUCAACGACUGACUGCAAAUUCAACAUCAUCUCCUUCUCUGGCAAGGUUAACAAAUACUGUGACGUUCUGGUUCCUUGUACGCCUCAGAGAGUGGAGAAGGCGUUGGCCUGGAUCGCGUCCCUGGAGUGUGAAGCUGGGAGACACACGCAGCACGCACUGGCCGUGGCCUUUGAUGACCCAGGGUGUGACGCCCUGUACCUAAUGACCGGCGACAAACCGGACACCCACCCUGAGACACUCUACACAACACUGCUGCAUUCAGCUAAAGGACGGCCAGUGCACACUCUCUACACCACACAAGACUGCGCCAAGACGGAGGCCUGUGCCUUCCUGCAAAAGAUAGCCUUGCUGACAGGGGCAUCGUUUCACGCAGCGAGAGUCUGCACAACUGGAUCCGUGGACCAGCUCAUCCCAAUCUUUCAACUUGACUCCUCUGACUGCCUGGGUCUGUGUUGCUCGAAGACAAACCACUCUAAUACAUUCCCAGCACUGAAUGGAGACUUCUAUGAUCCACAUGGGCCGCCAAUUGUGCCUUUCGGCCGGUCUGCAUUACAUCCCAAAGGCAUGAAGGUUAUAACAAGCGCAGACUUAAUUGAUUCCAUUGCUGGAGAGCUGAUAAGAGGAGCUCGUGUUUUGGCUCGGAGGAAGAGCGAUGGAUAUUACUAUCUGGGAAGACUUGGCCGGGAAGUGGAGCGAUGCCCAGGUCGAUUUAUGGUAGAAUUUGAUAAAAAUAAGAGGAUAAGACAAAAAUCCCGGGGUCGCCUGCAGGAAACAGCACAUUAUGAUAUCCUGCACUAUGAGGAUGCCAAGAGGAAUGCCGUGGGUCACGGGUGCAUGGUUCUGGCCCCAUGGGAGGCUAGCAUGGAGCGCUACAGCCCAGGGACCGUGCUGCAAGGCAAGGAGGGACGAGGAUACAGGUUAGAUCACGACAGCAGUGAUGGGUUGAUUGUAAAUUUCUGGAACGGCAAAACAGUGAAGGUUGCUCCUGGGACAGCCGUGUGGAUCCCACAGUCACUGGGCGAGCGAAUGAUCUUGGAGCUCCAGAUGACCACCGCAGCGAAACAAAAUCUUCUGGACACAUGCCCCGAUUAUCCCUUGGUCGUUCCUCCAGGCUACAGAAGUUCUGGGAGUCGUGGAGAUGAAUUUGAGCUUGUGGUCCACUCCAGGGUCCCCUGCCUCCGCCAAGGUCUACAUUCACAUCACAAUCAUGGGUCGUGCACAGUCCCCGAUAACCUGCCGGGCCAGUCGAAGCCUGAGGCCAAGUCUCUUGUUGCUUCUGAGAUUGGUGAUGGAGAUGCGGGGAGCUCUAGUUCGACUGUGGCCAGAGAAGAACUGCGCCAGUCAACGUCGCCAAUGAAGGGGAAGAGAGUUACAUCUGCAGAAUCUCUGCUGAGACACAUAACUUCACUUCAGAGAGAUAUCGAAACGCUCGUUCACUCGGACACCUCGCUGUGGAUGUCCGCCACUCUGCCAGUGUUGGACAGGAACAACGACUCUCCCGCCAGUGGUGCUUUAAGUACCAGCCCGGCAAAUGGCUUUCAUCACACAACAGCGGUGAAACGGGAGAAAACUCGGAAAAUAAUUCCCUCGUCUUCUCUCCAGAAGAAAACUGGGAAGAAAUUACUUCAGGGGACACAAGGAACGGCAGGUGCUGGACAUUUGAGUAAAACACAAAGUGCUGGAGGAUCUCAGCGGGUCAGGCAGCAUCUGAGGAGGGAUAUGGACAGGUGACAUUCUGGGUCAGAUUCAAGGAGGAGGGGUGUAAAAAGAGUCCCGACCCGAAACGUCUUCCAUUCAUUGAGAUGUUGAAGACUGCAGGGCUUGGGGUUUGUGUGGGAGGGGGAAGGUUGGGAAGGAUUAAUGAGGCAGGUUUCAUUGUGCGGGGAGUGAUGGGUUGCCCGGGACAUGUUGCAAGGGCGGAGGAGGCAGGCGGUGGAUGUGAUGCUAAUGUAUGGGAGGUGUUUAGUAAGGACUAGAUAGAUACAGACCAUGUGCAAGC